AUGACAUGACACCUUAUAAAAGCAUAAAACCAAUCACUAUCGCAUCGCAUCGCAUCCACUCCCAUCCAAUUAUUACUUUCUUCUUCAAUCUUUAAUUUCCCAAACAAUGUCCAUCUCCGAAAUCUCACCCGAAUCCCACAGGAUUCAGUUGGUGUCUCGCUCUGUCUCCGACCGCCUGCUCUCCAAAUACUACGAUGUCUCUGAAUUCAACUUCGACUACUCCCAGAGCGCCCUCUGGUCUCCCCUGGUCCAACGAAGAGCGUUUCUGAGCUCGCCAGACGACCUCAGAAACGCCAACGCUAGAAGAAGAUCAUCCGCCCUCUCUUUCAACGUCGACAUGCUUGUGUGCUCCCAUGAGAUGCUGAAUACUACUCGGAUUCGGAGAUUGCGCCUUCUCUUCUACAUCAGACAACUACUCUGCAACUCAACAUAAUCUCUACAUCCAUAUAUUUAUAUAGUAGUAGUAUGGUAGUGAUACUUAAUGUAACAGUAGAGAGACAACAACCAUUGCUCUGGUUAUUCUGGUUAUUUGAAUGUUAAGCUAUAUUGAUAUUAUUUUCGUGUUCACGUCACGAUUUGAAUUUUCGAAUA
This is a messenger RNA of Salvia splendens (bonfire salvia), 591 nucleotides long. RefSeq lists its product as uncharacterized. The transcript has 2 exons. The record is from RefSeq and is a predicted model, not a curated record. Bases 107 to 433 code for a protein of 108 amino acids. NCBI's taxonomy places the organism in Eukaryota, Viridiplantae, Streptophyta, Magnoliopsida, Lamiales, Lamiaceae.